CGGGGUCCCGGGCUAGCGCGUGGUUACGUUUGGUGCUUCUGGUCUGCGGAGCCUCAGGCGGGCCCUUUCUUCCGCCUGUUUUCCUGCUUUUGCGGGAACCUGAUCCAGUUCUAAGGCAUCGCUCGAGAAGGAGGCCUUCUUGUGCCUAGCACGUAGCCCCGUUUUAGACCUGGCCAGACACGGGUUUGCUUGUGAAGGUCACAGUUGCUGGAUCUAAGUGAAGGAGUUCAGUAGACUCUGAUGUGCCUGGUCACCUGGCUCAUUUUCUGAACUCUGGAUUGUGCCCUAGGUACUACUAUAACCACACAGUUUGGUAGCAAAAGGAUCUAUUUACUGGGCCCUCUUGACAUAGAGAUGUGGGGGGAUUCUCGAUCUGCUAACAGAACAGGACCUUUUCGUGGGAGCCAAGAAGAAAGGUUUGCUCCCGGGUGGAACAGGGAUUAUCCUCCUCCUCCCCUUAAGAGUCAUGCUCAAGAGAGACACUCUGGCAACUUUCCUGGCAGAGAUUCACUUCCCUUUGAUUUCCAGGGGCAUUCGGGGCCUCCCUUUGCAAAUGUAGAGGAGCAUUCUUUCAGCUAUGGCGCUAGAGACGGACCGCAUGGUGACUAUCGAGGAGGGGAGGGACCUGGACAUGAUUUCAGGGGGGGAGAUUUUUCAUCUUCUGAUUUCCAGAACAGAGAUUCAUCACAGUUGGACUUCAGGGGUAGGGACGUACAUUCUGGGGAUUUUCGGGAUAGAGAAGGACCACCUAUGGACUAUAGGGGUGGAGAUGGUACUUCUAUGGAUUAUAGAGGUAGGGAGACAUCUCACAUGAACUACAGAGACAGGGAUGCUCACACUGUUGACUUCAGAGGUAGGGAUGCUCCUUCAUCUGACUUCAGGGGCCGGGGCACUUAUGAUUUAGAUUUUAGAGGCCGGGAUGGAUCCCAUGCAGAUUUUAGGGGAAGAGAUUUGUCGGAUUUGGAUUUCAGGGCCAGAGAUCAGUCCCGUUCUGAUUUUAGGAAUAGAGAUGUAUCUGAUUUGGACUUCAGGGACAAAGACGGAACACAGGUGGACUUUAGAGGCCGAGGUUCAGGUACUAGUGAUCUAGACUUUAGGGACAGGGAUACGCCACAUUCAGAUUUCAGAGGUAGACACCGGUCCAGGACUGAUCAGGAUUUUAGGAGCAGAGAGGUGGGACCUUGUAUGGAGUUUAAAGAUAGGGAGAUGCCCUCUGUGGAUCCAAAUAUUUUGGAUUACAUACAACCCUGUACACAAGAUAGAGAACAUUCUGGUAUGAACGUGAACAAGAGAGAAGAAUCCACACAUGACCAUACAACAGAAAGGCCUGCUUUUGGCAUUCAGAAAGGAGAAUUUGAACAUUCAGAAACAAGAGAAGGAGAAAAACAAGAUGUAGCCUUUGAACAUGAGUCUUCAUCGGACUUUCAGAACAGCGAAAGUCCACUUCAAGACCAAGACAAGUCACAGCUUUCUGGAGGUGAGCAACAGAGUUCAGAUGCUGGUGUGUUUAAAGAAGAAGGUGGUCUGGACUUUCUUGGCCGGGAAGACACUGAUUACAGAAGCAUGGAGUACCGUGAUGUGGAUCACAGGCUGCCAGGAAGCCAAAUAUUUGGCUAUGGCCAGAGCAAGUCUUUUCCAGAGGGCAAAACUUCCCGAGAUGCCCAACGGGACCUUCAGGAUCAAGAUUAUAGGACUGGCCCAAGUGAGGAGAAACCAAGCAAGCUUAUUCGAUUAAGCGGGGUGCCUGAAAAUGCCACAAAAGAAGAGAUUCUUAAUGCCUUUCGGACUCCUGAUGGCACGCCUGUAAAGGACUUGCAGUUGAAGGAGUAUAACACAGGUUACGACUAUGGCUAUGUCUGCGUGGAGUUUUCACUCUUGGAAGAUGCCAUCGGAUGCAUGGAGGCCAACCAGGGAACUCUAAUGAUCCAUGACAAAGAGGUCAUCCUUGAGUAUAUAUCAGGCCCGGACUUUUGGUACUGCAAACGGUGUAAGGCCAGCGUAGCUGGGUACCGAUCUUCAUGUUCACUCUGCAAGUGCCCAAGGGAAGUGACAGAGGCCAAGCAAGAAUUAGUAACCUAUCCUCAGCCUCAGAAAACAUCCAUACCAGCAGCAUCAGAAAAACAACCCAACCAGUCUCCAAGGUCAGGUGAUAAAGAAUCUGAACCUAAAAAGCGGGAAGAAGGACAAGAACCACGCUUGGGACAUCAAAAGAGAGAAGCAGAAAGAUACCUGCCUCCUUCUCGAAGGGAAGGGCUUACCUUCCGAAGAGACCGAGAGAAGGAGCCAUGGUCUGGGGAGACACGCCAGGAUGGGGAGAGCAAAACAAUCAUGCUAAAACGCAUCUAUCGGUCUACUCCACCUGAGGUCAUAGUGGAAGUGCUAGAGCCCUACGUCCGCCUUACUACUGCCAAUGUCCGUAUCAUCAAGAACAGAACCGGCCCCAUGGGCCACACUUACGGCUUUAUUGACCUUGACUCCCAUGCGGAAGCUCUUCGUGUAGUGAAGAUCUUACAGAACCUUGAUCCGCCAUUUAGUAUCGAUGGGAAGAUGGUAGCUGUAAACUUGGCCACUGGAAAACGAAGAAAUGAUUCUGGGGACCAUUCUGACCACAUGCACUACUAUCAGGGUAAAAAGUAUUUCCGAGAUAGGAGAGGAGGAGGCAGAAAUUCAGACUGGUCUUCAGAUACAAAUCGACAAGGACAACAGUCAUCAUCUGACUGCUACAUAUAUGAUUCUGCUACUGGCUACUAUUAUGACCCUUUGGCAGGCACUUAUUAUGACCCCAACACUCAGCAAGAAGUCUAUGUGCCCCAGGACCCUGGGUCACCUGAAGAAGAGGAGAUCAAGGAAAAGAAAUCCACCAUUCAAGGGAAGUCAAGUAGCAAGAAGGAGGCAUCUAAAAGAGAUGGCAAGGAGAAAAAAGACCGAGGAGUGACAAGGUUUCAGGAAAAUGCCAGUGAGGGGACAGCCCCCCCAGAGGACGUCUUUAAGAAGCCCCUGCCUCCCACUGUGAAGAAAGAAGAGAGUCCUCCACCACCUAAGGUGAUAAACCCACUCAUUGGCCUCCUGGGUGAAUAUGGAGGAGACAGUGACUACGAGGAGGAAGAGGAGGAGGAACAGACCCCUCCUCCACAGCCCCGCACAGCACAGCCCCCACAAAGGGAGGAACUGACCAAGAAGGAGAACGAAGAAGACAAACUCACUGACUGGAAUAAACUGGCUUGUCUGCUCUGCAGAAGGCAGUUUCCCAACAAAGAAGUUCUGAUCAAACACCAGCAGCUCUCAGACCUGCACAAGCAAAACCUGGAAAUCCAUCGGAAGAUAAAACAGUCUGAGCAGGAACUAGCCUAUCUAGAAAGGAGGGAACAGGAGGGAAGGUUUAAAGAAAGAGGAAAUGAUCGCAGGGAAAAGCUCCAAUCUUUUGACUCUCCAGAAAGGAAGCGAAUUAAAUACUCCAGGGAAACUGACAGUGAUCGUAAACCUGUUGGUAAAGAAGGUAUUGACAGUAGCAACAAAGGAGGCUGUGUCCAACAGACCACUGGCUGGAGGAAGGGGGCAGGCCUUGGAUAUGGCCAUCCUGGAUUGGCUUCAGCAGAGGAGACUGAAGGCCGGAUGAGGGGGCCCAGUGUAGGGGCUCCAGGAAGAACCAGCAAGAGACAGUCCAACGAGACUUACCGAGACGCUGUGCGAAGAGUCAUGUUUGCUCGGUAUAAAGAACUAGAUUAAAGAAUGGAGGAGAGGCAAGUCCCAUAGGACACAACCUCCUUCUUGUUUUGUUUGUCCGUCUCCUUUUGUUUUGUUACUGUUCUUGCUGCUAGAACUUUUUUAAAUAAACUUUUUUUCAAUGUGA
Messenger RNA from Lynx canadensis (Canada lynx), 3850 nucleotides. RefSeq names its product RNA binding motif protein 6 (gene RBM6). Bases 355 to 3726 code for a protein of 1123 amino acids. Gene Ontology annotation, cellular component: nucleus. Gene Ontology annotation, biological process: mRNA splicing, via spliceosome. The transcript is spliced from 22 exons. Gene Ontology annotation, molecular function: RNA binding. The record is from RefSeq and is a predicted model, not a curated record. NCBI's taxonomy places the organism in Eukaryota, Metazoa, Chordata, Mammalia, Carnivora, Felidae.